Molecule: messenger RNA, 3669 nt
Organism: Monoraphidium neglectum
Lineage: Eukaryota; Viridiplantae; Chlorophyta; Chlorophyceae; Sphaeropleales; Selenastraceae
Product: F-box DNA helicase protein 1
Exons: 19
Coding region: 1-3669 (1222 amino acids)
Biological process (GO): recombinational repair
Cellular component (GO): nucleus
Molecular function (GO): ATP binding; DNA binding; 3'-5' DNA helicase activity
Source: RefSeq, a predicted model, not a curated record
AUGGCACCCUGCCCGCUGGACGACACGGAUCUCCUGGAGAGCUUCAGCAACUUUCUGUCAACUGCCGAAGUGCUGCGCCUGGCCGCCACGUGCACCACCUACACCAACGCCUUCAAGGAGGCAUUCUCGAAGCCCUCGCCCCUGCGCUACUGGAGCCGCAAGGAGGGCGCGACACGUGGACGCACCCUCCGCCUGCCCCCCGGCUUCGUCACCGGUGCGACCGUACAGCACUACCCCCAAGACGCAAUCCAAGAGGAAGCCUGGCAGGGCGCGUUCGAUGCGCCGCCUCCUGAGCAGCAGGGUGAGCAGCAGGACGAGCAGCAGCCGCAUCAGCAGCACGGCGAGCAGCAGCAGCAGGACGAGCAGCAGCAGCAGCAGCAGCAGGACGAGCAGCAGCAGCAGCAGCAGCAGCAGCAGCACGAGGAUGACGAGGAGGAAGACGAUGAGGAGGACGAGGAAAUGCUGGCCGCGCUGCCGGGGGUGCUGCAGGCCAUGCUGCACGCCGGCGGGGCCGGCGCAGGCCCCGCGGACGCGGCAGCGGCGGUCCUCGCGUCUCCGGACUGGGGCCCUCCGGCGGCGGCCGGCUUCUGGGGCGCGCUGCUGCUGGCGCUGUUCGCGGCCGCGCCGGCCGGCGGCGGCGGCCCCGCGCGCCUGCUGCGGCGGCUGUGGGCCGCGUCCGCUCCGACCAGCAGGCCGCAGGCUGCCUUCGCGCCGGCGUCGCAGGGCGCCGCCGAGCUGCCGGCGCUGCCCUCGGACGACGCCGCCGCCGGCGCGCCCCUGGACCGCUGCGCGCUGCGCGAGUUUGUGUGCGCUGUGCUGGUGCUGCUGCGGCACGAGGAGGUGUCGGGCAGCGUGGCGCCGCUGGGCGCGGGCGGUCCAUACGCUAUGCUGCACCAAGACCUGCAGGAGACGCUGACCUACCUGGAGUCUGCCGACAGCCACACGGCCACCAAGGUGAUGCAGUCGGUGCCAGAGUGGCGCCAGGCGGGGCUGCCGCACCCGGCUGCGCGCGUGGAGCUGCCGGACGGCGCCUGCUUGACGCCCGAGCAGGUCACCAUCAUCCAGUCGCUGCUGCCCUUCGAGCUGGGCGCCAACAACGCCCCCGUCUAUGGGCCCACCCCCAACAUGGUGCACAGAGUGAUCGCGUUUGCGGGCUGCGCCAAGACCACCACCCUGAAGGCCAUUGCAGCGGCCCACCAGGGGCGCAGCCUGCUGUACGUCGCUUUCAACAAGGUGGUCGCUGAGGAGGCGCGGCGGAUCUUCCCAGCCAACACGUACGCCUCGACUGUGCACUCGCUUGCGUACCAAGCCGUCAGUCGCACACCACUCAGCCGCCGCUGCGGAGACCUGCGCGCCCCGUCCGUGCUCCAGGUCAAGUCGGUCAUGGGGGACUUCAUGCGGGCCAUGGGCCUCAGCGCGCCCACAGUGAAGGAGGCCAGCGUCGUGCACAUGGCUGUCGAGCGGUUCAUGACGUCGUCAGAUGAGGAGGUGACAGAGGAGCACGCCUAUAAGGCGCGCGCGGCGGUCGAGCGCGGCAUCGAAAUCGAGAAACAGAGGGGCGGGCGCGAUGUGAAACCCACCCGGGACCUGCCGUACCAGUCGUAUGCGCAGCGGGUGUGGCGGCGCAUGAUAGACCCCAACGAGACGUUCCUGCCGCUGCCCCACAACGGGUACCUGAAGGUCUGGUCCCUGGGCAGGCCGCAGCUGGUCAACCCGCACACUGGGCUGCCCUACGAUGCUAUCCUCAUCGACGAGGCCCAGGACAUCAACGAGGUGUCCCUGAGCCUCCUGCUGCGGCAGCCGUGCGUCAAGGUGCUGGUGGGGGACCCCUACCAGCACAUCUACUCCUUCAAUGGCGCCGGCAACGCCCUGGGUGACGCCCACUGGACAGAGGAGGCCAUGUACGGCUCCGCCCUGGGCCGCACCCUCACCCUCAGCGCGUCGUUCCGCAUGGGGCCGGAGGUGACGGCGGUCGCAAACACGGUCCUGCACCGCUCCUACGCGGAGAAGCGCCGCAUCGUGGGGCUCGGCAACCCGCACGCCACGGUGUAUGUCCUGAAGGGGCCACUGGAUCGCAUCCUGCCGGCAGCGGCGCCCCACGGGCAUGGGGCGGCGCCCGCCGAGCAGGGCGGACAGCCAGGAGCGGCCGGCGAGGGGCCUCAGGCCGGCCCGCAAGGGGAGCCCGAAGGGGCGGCGGCCGCGGCCGCGGCGGCGGGCGUGGGGGUGCUGGAAGCGGAGGCCGCGGCCGUCCUGCAGCUGCAGGCCGCGGCGGCCGCGGAAGGCGUGGCAUUUGCCGCGCCGCCGGCGCUGGCCGCGCCGGCGGCGCUGGCCGCGCUGCUGGCGCUAGUCAGGCCGCGGGCACCGCCGGCAGCGGAGGUGGUCCAGGAUGCAUACAGGCGUGCAGACCUGACGGGGGCCCUCAGCGAGCCAUGCGGCGACGGCGGCGACGGCGACGGCGACGGCGCCGCGGCGGCGCCCGAGGCGGGGGCGGGCGACGCCGGUCCCCUCGCGCCGCCUGCGGCCCUGGGUGGCGAUGCGGCGGCGCCGCACGCGCCGCCGCGGCUGACGGCGCUGGUGCUGAAGCUGCCCACAUCGCCGCAAAGACCUGAUCUAGAGGCCGCCCCGCAGCCUGUGGCGCGCCUGCCGGCGGGGCCGGGGGGCGCGCCGCCGCCGCCGCUGCUCAUCAUCUGUAGGUACAACGCCACCUGGUUCAAGAUCGCCGUGGCGCUCAUGGCCGCCGCGCGCGCGGCCGGGGAGGAGCCGCCCACGCUGUUCCUCGCCGCCGCGGCGCCGCCUGGGGACGGAUGGGGCGGCGGCGGCGGCGGCCGCGGCGGGGGGUUCGAGGGGCGCGGCAAGGCGGCGGUGGCGGCGCCUGGUGGGAGGAGGGCUGAUUGGAGGGCCAUCUACCCCGGGGUCGACCUAUUUCAGAGGGUCGGCGAGCUGUGGGACUUCAAGUUCGGCAACCGCGAUGGCAGCCGGUUUGGGAGGUACCAGUCAUGGGUCGAGAUCCAGAGCAACGUGGCCCUGGAGCCCGAGAUCCGCGCGGCUGUGGGGCUGGUUGACCUGUAUGGCAAGGACCUGCUCGGGCUCAUCGACGACGUCUGGGCCGCACGGGUGCCGUCCCGCGAGGAGGCGCGCUACAUCCUGUCGACGGCCCACAAGAUGAAGGGCCUGGAGGAGGGCUGGGUACAGCUGGCGGAGGACUUUGCCCAGCUGCCCCCUCCAGGCGUCAGGGCCCCUAACCGGUCUGCUGGUGGCCACGAUGACGAGCUGAACCUGGUUUACGUGUCGGCCAGCCGCGCACAGGCGGGCCUGAUUUUGUCUGACAACCUGUCCAAGGCGAUCAGGGCGGCGUGCGGACGAAAAUCGGGCCUCGCCCUGGAGGUCCGCUCGCAGCUGCAGCUGCGCGAGGCGAUGGAGCGCGAUUUCGCCGAGGGCGGCGCGCCCGGCGCCCAGCGCGACCCCCUGGACCACACUUUCACAUGCGGCGCCUGCCGCGGGGGCUUCAAGGCGGCGGAGGGCCGCGCGCUGGACGUGGCCGUGGCGAACGAGGGGGCGCUGGGCUUCAAGCAGCGCCUGGUGUGCGGGGACUGCGCGGCGCGCUGCGUGCUCGCUGACGUGGCGGCGCUGGCGCGGCCGCGGGGGCCGGAGGAGUGGCGGGCGUGGUGA